AUGGCCCCGAACAAGGUGGAAACAAUCCUAACCACUCCGUUUGACGGUCAGAAACCAGGGACCUCUGGCCUCCGAAAACCCGUGGGUGUCUUCCAGCAGCCUCACUACUCGGAGAAUUUCAUCCAAGCAAGUCUUCUGGCUGGGCUGGGUGUUAAGCUGAACGGGUCGAGCUUGGCAGUCGGAGGAGACGGUCGAUUCUUUUGCAGAGAGGCGGUCCAUUUAGUCAUUAAAAUGGCAGCAGCCAAUGGGGUUUCCAAAAUCGUCCUUGGCCAGAAUGGUAUCCUGUCCACACCAGCCUGCUCACACAUUAUCCGCAAAUGGGAGCUGAAUGGAGGCUUCAUCCUGACAGCAGGUCACAACCCUGGCGGCUCCAAGGGAGACUUUGGAAUCAAGUUUAAUAUUGAAAAUGGUGGCCCAGCACCAGAAUGCAUCACAGACAAAAUUUAUGAGUUGACAACAACCCUUACAGAGUACAAGAUUGUUCCAAAGUUAAAAGUUGACAUCACUAAGGUGGGCACUUCCACCUUCAAAGUAGCAGGACGAGAAUUUACGGUAGAAGUCAUUGAAAUCACUGCUGAUUAUCUUCAACUCAUGAGAGAAAUAUAUGAUUUUGAUGCUAUCAGGUCAUUUCUGAAAGGCCAGCGUGUCAUUCUGAAUGGAAUGAAUGGAGUCACAGGACCAUAUCUACAACGGAUUUUUGUUGAAGAAAUGGGCGUGCCAUCAGAAAGUUGUAUAAACUGUGAGCCACUCCCAGACUUUGGAGGCAGAAAACCCGAUCCCAAUUUAACAUAUGCUAGUGAUUUAGUUGCAGUCAUGAAGAAGGGAGACCAUGACUUUGCUGCAGCAUUUAAUGGAGAUGGGAAUCGCUACAUGAUCUUAGGUCACAGGGGAUUUUACGUCAAUCCGUGUGAUUCCCUGGCAGUUUUGGCAUCAAAGCUGGAAUAUAUCCCCUACUUCAAACAGCGAGGCGUCAAAGGCUUUGCUCGUAGCAUGCCCACAUCUGAAGCACUUGACAGGGUGGCAUUACAUUUGGGAAAAGAAUGUUACCAGACUCCUACAGGGUGGAAGUUUUUUGGUAAUCUCAUGGAUUCUGGCAAGAUUAAUUUGUGUGGAGAGGAAAGCUUUGGUUUAGGCUCUGAUCAUAUCAGGGAGAAUGAUGGUAUCUGGGCAGUACUGGCUUGGCUGUCUGUAAUGGCCUGUACCCAGAAGUCUGUUGCUCAGAUCCUAAUGGAACACUGGCUGGUACAUGGCAGGAACUUCUUUACAAGAUAUGAUUAUGAGAAUGUUUCAGUGGAAGCUGCAGAUAAAAUGGUGGAAGGUCUCACAAAGCUCAUCGAAGACCCCAAAACCAAGGGGAUGACCUUCUCAGACCCCACAGGCCGAUCUUAUAAAAUGUCGUACUUGGACAAUUUUGAAUACGAAGAUCCCACUGAUCAUAGCACAAGUAAGAACCAGGGUAUACGUUUUCUGUUUGAAGAUGGUUCACGGAUAAUCUACCGCCUGAGUGGGACUGUCAGUUCUGGCGCUACCAUCCACAUCUAUGUGGAGGGCUAUGAGAGAAAUGAAAAUGCACAGUUUUACAAGCAAGAUCCUCAGGAAGUUCUGAAGCCACUUGUGACCAUUGCUCUCCGGACUUCUAAACUGAAAGAGCUGACAGGCCGGGAUGUUCCCACAGUUAUCACAUAG
This is a messenger RNA of Candidula unifasciata, 1686 nucleotides long. NCBI's taxonomy places the organism in Eukaryota, Metazoa, Mollusca, Gastropoda, Stylommatophora, Geomitridae. The record is from the annotation of a GenBank genome assembly.